Molecule: messenger RNA, 2304 nt
Organism: Chinchilla lanigera (long-tailed chinchilla)
Lineage: Eukaryota; Metazoa; Chordata; Mammalia; Rodentia; Chinchillidae
Gene: Cacng7
Product: calcium channel, voltage-dependent, gamma subunit 7
Exons: 6
Coding region: 69-896 (275 amino acids)
Biological process (GO): postsynaptic neurotransmitter receptor diffusion trapping; regulation of AMPA receptor activity; calcium ion transport
Cellular component (GO): postsynaptic density membrane; AMPA glutamate receptor complex
Molecular function (GO): channel regulator activity; voltage-gated calcium channel activity
Source: RefSeq, a predicted model, not a curated record
GGGCCCGCGGCCCAGAGCGUGCGCCCAGCCCUGAGCGAGGCCCCGCAGGGCGCCCCCCGCCGCUGACAAUGAGUCACUGCAGCAGCCGCGCCCUGACACUGCUGAGCAGCGUGUUCGGGGCCUGCGGCCUGCUGCUCGUGGGCAUCGCGGUCAGCACGGACUACUGGCUGUACAUGGAAGAAGGGACGGUGCUGCCGCAGAACCAGACCACCGAGGUCAAGAUGGCGCUGCACGCCGGCCUCUGGCGGGUCUGCUUCUUUGCAGGUCGGGAGAAGGGGCGCUGCGUGGCCUCGGAAUACUUCCUCGAACCAGAGAUCAACUUGGUGACGGAGAACACGGAGAAUAUUUUGAAGACCGUGCGCACCGCCACGCCCUUCCCCAUGGUCAGCCUGUUCCUCGUGUUCACCGCCUUCGUCAUCAGCAACAUCGGCCACAUCCGCCCGCAGAGGACCAUCCUGGCCUUCGUGUCCGGCAUCUUCUUCAUUCUCUCGGGCCUCUCCUUGGUGGUGGGCUUGGUUCUUUACAUCUCCAGCAUCAAUGACGAGGUCAUGAACAGGCCCAGCAGCUCGGAGCAGUACUUUCAUUAUCGCUACGGGUGGUCUUUUGCCUUCGCUGCCUCCUCCUUCCUGCUGAAAGAGGGGGCCGGCGUGAUGUCGGUGUACCUGUUCACCAAGCGCUACGCCGAGGAGGAGAUGUACCGCCCGCACCCGGCCUUCUACCGCCCCCGGCUCAGCGACUGCUCCGACUACUCGGGCCAGUUCCUGCAGCCCGAGGCCUGGCGCCGAGGCCGCAGCCCCUCGGACAUCUCCAGCGACGUGUCCAUCCAGAUGACGCAGAACUACCCCCCGGCCAUCAAGUACCCGGACCACCUGCACAUCUCCACCUCGCCCUGCUGAGGCCGGCGCGGAGUCCCGCCCCGCGGCCCCUCGCCCUGCCACUCCUCCCGGGCCCUCCGCGGGUGCCUCGGCUCUGCGGUCCCUCGCUCCCAGGAGAAGGGCGCCUGGCGGCCCCAUCACCGCAGGCCACGCCCUCAUGAAUAGCUCCGCCCUUCGAGGACGCCCGACCGCCACCGCAGGCCACGCCCACCACUCGAAUUCAGCAGCUCCUCUCGAGGGCGCCGUCGGCUCAUCAAUGCAGACCACGCCCACCUCCCCCCUUAUCCAAUAGCUCCUCCCCUUUAUAGGGUGGGACACUGCCCACUGCUAGACCACGCCCGCGGCCCCUCAUUUCAAUAGCUCCUCCUCUUUAGAGGGUGCUGCCCUGCCGCGUCACUAGACCACGCCCACCACCCCUCCUUUUAAUAGCUCCUCCCUUUACAGGGAGCCAAGCAGGCCCGUUGCUAGGCCACGCCCACCGUCCCUUAUUUGAAUGGCUCCUCCCCUCUAGAGGGUGCUGCACCGCCUCAUCACUCUGCCUCAUUUCAGUAGCCCCACCCCUUUCCAAUCUCUCCUCCUCAUUGGUCCCUUCCAUUUGCCCCAUCCCGCCCCUUUCCCCGGCCCCUCCCCUCCCCAGGAGGAAUCUGCUCCUCCUGGCCAGCAGCCCCCCAACCUCCGGCUCACCCGCGGGGCGCCGGGCUGGAGAGUGCGGUCGGCAGCCACCAGGAAUGCCGCUCGCCUUCUCCUCCCCUCCGCCCCGCCCCUCUCCCGUGGCACCGCGCCGCCUGGCCUGGGGUGCUGCGGUGCUGGGGUAAUGGGGUGCAGGCCUGGGAGAGGCUGGGCUGCGCCCCCUCGCUCCCCUGGGACACCCCGACCUUCCCCACCCCCACUCCUCCGCCCACGCUCCCUUCUCCCUGCACCCGCCGGUCCACAGCCCUGGAGCGUCCAGCCAGCGCCCCGAGCGCCCCAAGCGCGAGGCUGGGUCCCGGGGUGCCGUGCCCGCCCGUCCCCCCUCGAGGCCCCGUCGAGGGAGGGAGGGGCAGUAGCGGGGGUCCACGCCCCCUCGCCUGGUCUUCCACUUCUGGCUCAGCUUCUCCUCCAUCUCAGACCCCCACUCUGGCCUCUGUCAAGGCCCACGCUCCCCUUUGGACAGGUGGGGGGAGGGAGAGGUCCCCAGACCAUCGCCCCCCGCGUCCAGGGCGGGCGAGUAGCACAGCGUCGUACACGGAAGCAGAGGGGCCCCGGGGUGGGGGGAGGGCGGGGGCCGGGGCUUUUAGUCUGCAUCUGGGGGGCAGCAGUUAACCCGUCUCGCGCAGCGAUUUUUAACGAGGCUGGGGGGAGGGGCGGGGGGCGGGGGGCCUGGCUCUGUUAUUUACCGUGUAUCAUAUGUAAAUACUGACAGAAACUUCAAUAAACUUUAUUUCAAACA